GGCCGUGGCCGAGUGGUAUAGGGCUCAUUAUGGGCAUACAUGGAAAGUCCGGGGUUCGAUCCCCGGCCGCGGCACCAUUCGAUUUAAUCGACAAUGCAAUUCUCUUUGCUUUUAUCCUGCAUGUGGUUUGUACAAAAAUAAUAAUAACUAUAAUACCAUAGAGCUAUUAAUAGCUUAAUAACUUAAUAGCUCCAUGAUAAUACCGUACGAUAUACGGGACAGUGGACAACUCGACCUCAUAGAGCUGUCCAUGGAACUGGGUCGAGCUGUCCGGUGGUCAGGCUGGUAGUGUUAGGACUUUGUUAUUUUGUCGAUCGAUUACAUGUGUGGGCGCUUGUUGAGUCGAACAUAACCCACCAAAUUUGUAGUCAAGGUCUUUGACGAUGAAAAACUCUUUGCUGUCUGCCAGUCAAUUAUCGAAAUUCUGCUUAACCCUCAAGCAGGUGAGAUGCGCUCGAUGCAUACAUAUCGCAACAAGGAGAUGUGCCGAGGAUGAUGGGAAUGAUGACCUAGGGUCAAGGGCGGACAGCAAAGGAAAGAAGAAAUCGGCAGUGGCAGCCAGUGACUUGCUUAAUGUCCUAUCGGAUCUCAGGGUCCAGAAGACUAGUGAUAAACAGACCCUUGUGACCAGACGAAAAAAACUGUCGGCGGCUGCCAACUUCCAAAGAAUUGUCGACAGGGCCGAGAGAAGGAGGGAGGAUGGAGAAGGAAAAGAAGAAGAAGCUCGGAGUACAGAAGAAGAAAAGUUGCCAGGACUUCAAGAAAUCCAUGAAAUGACUAAGGAAGCAGUCAAGAAGGUGGCUGAGGUCUACCCAGAGAGGGCGCUAGUCGAGUCUGAACUACUAAAAGAGCUCCGGAGACACGAUGAGGCUACUGCUGCCGGAGAGAGGGGUGAACCUGAAGGAAUCGAUUCGGUCCUCUCAGGAAUCCGUGUACAGCGACAGACCCGACAGGAGAAACGUCAGGAAGGACGAGACGGGAAGGGCCAACAAGGGAUGACCAACCAGUUUGACCUGACAUAUCCAUUAGAAGGGUCACUGCGGCCAGAGUUUGAGGACAGCGUUGAUAGGAGAAAAAUGGCUCGAGGAGAACCCUACCAGAGACAACGCAAGAGGACCCUGUUUGACCGUCAGCGUCUGAAUAUAUUUAGUCCUGUCACAGAUACAAAAGGAUUAGAUGUACAAGAAGAGCGGAAAACCAUCUGGGACCUAGAGCUUGAGAAACAGUUGAGGGCGCUGGCUUACUCAACGAUACACAACGGAUUCGAGGAAGCCAUGAAAUUGACGGAAGAAGGGAAACUCUGGAAGUAUCCCAUCGAUAAUGAGCAAGGGAUGGAGGAGGAGAAGAAAGUAGCCUUCCAUGAGCAUAUCUUCUUGGACCAUCUCCUGGAAGACUUCCCCCGGCGAGCCCAGGUCCUGGACUUCAUGGAACUGGUACUGAUCGGACUCUCAAAGAACCCGUUCCUCACCGUAGCCCAGAAGCACGACCACGUCGCCUGGUUCCGAGACUACUUCUGGCAGAAAGAGGACAUCUUUGUGAAGCUUGAGAAGGAGGAAAAAGUCAGCGCCAGUUAGUGUUGAAAAAUGAAGCAGAGUGCAUCUUUGAACCAAUUUAUGGCAUUAGCAGACGUGCCAACCUUUUUAUAGUAUUUUUUUGCUAUGAAUACGCCAAUACUUUUUUUGUAUGAUUUGUUACUUUUUUUUUAUUUCUGAUCAUGGAGUAUGUAUUAUACACAGAUCGUGACACUAGCGCUGGUCCGACAGUCCCAGACCGGUAAAAAUCACUGUCGGGCCGGUAGCUUGUUGCAUGAAAAGAACAAGUGAAUUCUUGCCUACGAGCACAUGUUUAAAAUGGUGAAUUAUCAAGUUUUCCGUCAUUUCACAUGUUUUUUUCACCGAUCUCACCACAACAGGCUGGUGAUUGCUACGUUGAGACAAUUUUUUUUUAAUACUCUUUUUUUGUCAAAAAUUUGUUUUGUUCCUUCUAAGAAUACUUUUUUUUUUAGAAGGUUGGCAGGUCUGCAUUAGAGCUAGUAAAUACCAUGUCAAUGAUACAUUAAUAAAGACCAUCUGCAAGAUUGAGAUUUGAGAUGAUGGAAAAGUGACUCUGAUUGGCUGGGAGUGGAUCAGUUUUGGAAUUCAAAACUUUGUUUUUGUUUAUUUAACAGGGCUUGAUAUUGAAAUAGAAAAAUCUUUUUUUUUUUGUUAAAAAGAAAAAAUUCGAUUUCUGUCAUGCAAUACUGAUUUUUCUUCGAUAAUGUAAAUGAUGAUGAUGACGGUGAGGAUUGUGUGACUAAUUCAAAUGAUAAUACAAAUUCAUGAUGAUAAAAAAUAAUUGCUAACCAGGAUCACAAUUUUAGCUUUUAGCCUAUCUCGCCCUGUAUUACGUGAUGCAUCAUACCCUAAUUUGUUCUAAUCAAAAGUACCGUCGUCGGGUCUUUGCCUGACUUCAGGCCCAGAAUGCUUUCCCGGUAAACUCUAUGGGUUUUUUCAGACUUUGUAUGUGACAAGCCUCCCCAAAACCAACAAUUAGUCACCUGAGAAGGUUCCCUGUAAAUUGCAAAAUAGUAUUUUGACAUCCAAAAAUAAAAAUAAAACUUAUAUGAAUGAACAAUUCUUCUUUAUGCUGUAAAAAUUUGAAGUUCUAAAUUUGAAUUUAAGAAAAGAUGCAAUAGUUUUUUUUGCAACAUUUUUUUUUGGGGGGACUGCCCGAAUGUUUCACCGAGAUAGCUUUGCGCGUGCAUCUCAUGCUUGAGUGAACCUUGAAGUUCAAACCUUGUUUUUAUCCUUAUUUUCGAAUUAAGCUCUCGCUGAAUCUCUGCAUUCAAUCAAGUAUUUGUGAGGGUUAUUGUCAAUCAAUUUUGAAAAGUUGUAUGUCAUUUUUAAAGCAUAAGAAAUGCCUUUUUAAGCUCAUUAAGAUAUCAAUAUUCCUUAUUAUGGGUGACUUAUUGUUGGAUUUUGGGUGGCUGGUCGCAUAUUGUAUUGCACACGGGGGGGGGGGGGGUAAUAUAUUCUGGCUUCUCUUCAUGCCCAGGUUGUAAAACUCUCUGGCAUCCUUGUCUAAUAAAAAUCUCUAUUUUAGAAUAUUGAGUUACAUUGAAUCAAUUAAAAAUAUCUUUUCAAGGUUCUAUUGUCAUAUGGGAAUUGAUUUAUGACAUCAAGGGGAGGGGCAAUGUGAACCCAAUUUAUCAUCAAACAAUAAGUCCCCUGCUUGAAUCAUUGGUCCUAUGAAAAAAUGUACAAGAUGUAGAUGGUCCUGUUAAUGGAGAAGUAUGCCAAAGUUUAAUCUAUUGAGACCAUGGGAAUCUGACCUGUUUGGAUAUACAUUGUAUAUGACUUUUUAAAAAAUUGCAUAUUACACAUGUUUUGCAUAAUCUUGUCUGAAAAAAAUAGGUUCGACUAAUAAUUUAUUUUUGGAAGAUUGACAUAUGCAAGCUUACUUCCAGUGGCAUACAGGUGGGGGCGCUUGCCCCCCCCCAAAAAAAAAAAAAAACAACCAAGAAAAAAAGAGAAUAAAAGAGAGAAGGGUGAAGCAUAACAUUAUUUUCUUAAUAUUAUGUCAAAAUCUAUACAAAAUUGGAUGUAUGAAUUUUUGCUCACUCGCUUCGCUUGCUCGCAACAUUUUAUAAAUUUUGCCAAGUACGUCAUAUCCCCCCUCUCAAAUUGUUGGCUCAUUACGCCACUGAUGUACUCAUUUUACCAAGAGAAUAAAAAAAAUCAUUAUUUCUGUGGAGGGACAACUUUCCUGCUAUGACAGGGGAGGGGGGGGUGCCAAUCAGAUGAUAUGCUGUGUAACAUAGAGCACCUAUUGCAAUAGUUUCAUUUUAGAUUCAUGUGUGUUGUUUACAUGAUUUAAAAAAAAAAAGGAAUUCAUGAUAUUUUUCACAGAACUUCACACUGGAUUAGCAUAUACCAAUGGGCCUAGGAAGAAAAUAGUUCCCAACAAAAUGACCGUCCUUUUCAGAGCCUCAAGGUGAAAGAAGCCAUUGUCAUCUCAGUGUUAUUCAAACUUUUUGCAAACAGGUGGAAAACAAGCAAACUUGUAGAGAAAUCUCGCAGCUCUUUCAAUCACAACGAGCCUAUAGAGACAGUGUGCAACCCAAAGAAGAAUGGGAGUUAUCUGAAGUGAUUUACUUUCCAGUUGACAUGGAAUAGUUCACAAAUAGGUGACCGUGAUUAGGAUAAAUAUUUUAAUUAUCAGGUGGAAAAGCUUUUUUUUUUACAAUGUUUGUGUGAUUAUCAAUGUCAUUCAUCAUCAUUAUUUUUGCCAAGUAUUAUCAGACACGGAAAAAUACAGUCCUUUUCUAAGACAAUA
Messenger RNA from Lytechinus pictus (painted urchin), 4314 nucleotides. Its product is annotated as small ribosomal subunit protein mS31-like. Gene Ontology annotation, cellular component: mitochondrial small ribosomal subunit. Lineage: Eukaryota; Metazoa; Echinodermata; Echinoidea; Temnopleuroida; Toxopneustidae. The transcript is spliced from 8 exons. Gene Ontology annotation, molecular function: structural constituent of ribosome. The coding region runs from base 384 to 1574 and encodes 396 amino acids. The record is from RefSeq and is a predicted model, not a curated record.